Molecule: messenger RNA, 1175 nt
Organism: Erpetoichthys calabaricus (reedfish)
Lineage: Eukaryota; Metazoa; Chordata; Cladistia; Polypteriformes; Polypteridae
Gene: utp11
Product: UTP11 small subunit processome component
Exons: 8
Coding region: 108-869 (253 amino acids)
Biological process (GO): rRNA processing
Cellular component (GO): nucleolus; small-subunit processome
Source: RefSeq, a predicted model, not a curated record
GUUUGCGUUACGACAGCUACGCGAUUAGCGGCGAUUGUUGUUUUAUUGGCAUGCUGGAAUUCAGUGGUUGAUUUCUUUUGCUGUUAAGUUAAAAAAAACGACAAAACAUGUCGUCUUCAUUUAAAAAAGCCUUAAAGUCCCAUCAGAAAGAACACAGGGAAAGAUCGCAGCUUAGCUUCAGAAAGCAAUUGGGCUUAUUAGAAAAGAAGAAGGACUACAAACUUAGAGCCAAUGAUUACCAUAAAAAACAAAACACACUUCAAGCUCUGCGUAAGAAGGCUUUGGAAAAAAAUCCUGAUGAGUUUUAUUUUAAGAUGAUAACAUCAAAACUUAAGGAUGGAGUUCACGUUAUCAAAAGACCAAAUGAAGAGGUCACGGAAGAACAACUGAAGCUGAUGGGAACCCAGGACAUCAGAUAUGUUGAAAUGAAAAGAGUUGCCGAAGCAAAGAAAAUAGAGAGAUUAAAAUCUGAGCUUCAUUUGCUUGAUGCUGAUGGGAAACAAAAAAACAAACACACAUUCUUUUUAAAUACAAAAAAAGAAGUUGCCGAGUUUGACUUGGCAAAGCAUUUAAACACUGCUCCAGAACUGGUAAACAGAGUGUAUAACAGACCAACAAUUGAAACCUUACAGAAAGAAACUGUCAAAGGGGCCACUGAACCCAAGGUUGUGAAGAAACUUGCCCGACAGAGGAAACACCAAUAUCAAAUUCUUAAACAGCGGAUUGAAAGAGAAAAGAAGAUGUUUGUAAUUGGACAGAAGCUGCAAACCCGCAAGGAUUUAAUGGAUAAGACUAAAAAAUUGAAGGUGCAAAAGGAAACUGUUGAUUCCCCUGCUGUUUAUAAGUUUGUAUCACAAAGAAAGCGCUGAGAAGAUCUGUUUACAAGGAGACUGUUUAUACCAACCCUUUGAAAAUGUCAUAUCCCAUCACUUGAAUCAUAAACCUAUGAACUCCGCUUCAUAAAAAGUGUGCAGUAAAAGUAGACUUCUUCAUGUAAUUAAUUUUCAGUCUGUAAAAUGGACACAUUCCCUGGAGAAGACCUUUCAGUUCUCUUAAAGAGACACCUCGACAUACUUUUUGAAUUACUUAAAAUGCUGUUUUUGAUAUGCUGUUACCACUUGUCUCUUCAUCUGUGUACUGUAAUAUCUUCAAUUAAAAUCCCUAUUUAAAUGUCA